AUGGCUUCCAAGAAAAUAAUAAAAACUCAAACAAAUCUUGGGGGCAGUAGUCGAACGAUCGAACAUCAAGACCCGAAGAAAUCGAUCGAGGAUCUUUUCACGAAUCGAUUUGUCAAGAAACCAAAUAAGGGUUCAUCGGAUGAUGGGUUCAAGUCAAAUAGCCAAUUGACGCUCAGCCCUCAAUCAUCAACAUCACCAGGGGGAACCCCGUCUGGGUGCAGCGUGUUCCCCUUUGGCGGUCCUCCCCAGGCCCCAGCGACGUCAUGGCGUUCUGAUCCUCAAAUAGUGGGUGGAUGUGGUGGUGAUGAUGGAUUGUCAUCUUCGCAUGGCCCUCAACCAGCUCUUCCCCCUCCACAACAAACCACUUCAUUCCCUCCAUAUCAACAUCAACAGCCACAGCAACAUCCCGUCCAUCCACCUCCAUUCGGCCAUCAAACUGAUCCAAAAGACGGCCUGGGCCCCCUUCCACCAGGAUGGACAUUUGGGGAUGAUGGAAAUGGUUGUCGAUAUUAUAUCGAUCAUUCGCGACAAUUCACCACCUGGGAGGAUCCGAGGCUCAAUCCUGCCGCCCUCGACCAUCGACAAAAUCCAUAUGGGUACCCGCCACAAAUGCCCCAAAAUCAGCGACUGAUGGGAGAAUACAGUUCCGCCAACGUGCAACAACUCGAGGCAGAGAAAUCAGCAAUGAGAGCGAGACAAGAAAGUCUUAUGAGAGCCGGACUGCUUGAUCCGCCACAAAUGAUGGCUGGACAUGAACAAUAUCAACAAUAUCCUCAUCAUCAACCCGCACUACACCAUGUACCACCCCAUCAGCGUCAAAUCUCCGCGGAUUCGGCUUUACCGGAUAAUAUGGAUGCAAUGGACUUUACAUCGUAUGGAUUGGGAAUGGACAUCAAUCCACAAGAAUUCGACAAAUACCUUCACAUCAGUGGAAAUCGU
This is a messenger RNA of Mesorhabditis spiculigera, 939 nucleotides long. The record is from the annotation of a GenBank genome assembly. Lineage: Eukaryota; Metazoa; Nematoda; Chromadorea; Rhabditida; Rhabditidae.